UUUCUCUCUAUCUACCUGUCUGCCAGUCUCUCUCUUUCUCUCUUAUUUCUUCCUUCCUUCUCAGUCGUUAUUAAUAUUUUCCGACGUAAUUUCUCGCGUCUUUCGUCAAAAACCGGAGUUAAAAAAAAAAGCCCACAACCACAACCACCACCACCACCACAAUCACACCACCACCACCAACAACAACAACACUCCCAUCACCAACACCCUCACCACCACCGCCACCAAUAUAAUCCACCCCGCCGCCGCCUCCAUCAUCAAAUAAAUAAACAGAAGAACAAGGAAGAUGUGCUAAUGUCCGCACAACUCUCCUAUCUCCGUGUCUGGUCGGAAAGGUGUGGUUUAGGGCUGGGAAGUUCCCUGUCCGGAGCCUGCAAGUCGCGAGUCCAACGUGAAAGAUUGAACAGCCACUACCUCACUCUGGAGGCUGAGGGACCAGCUUUCAGUGAGAACAAUCCCAACACCCACCAGAUGCCUGCCAGUAUGGCCUGUCAAGAUGAACCGUCAAAUCUGGAAUGUAUACACAAGUCGGAACUAUUUCCUAAAAAGGAACUGGUGACAGAAGAUCGCUACCUGCAGUUCCCUUUCCCUCUUUUGUGCGGAGAGUCUGUCGAGUACCUUGGCAAAAUUGACGAUGGCAUCAUAGCUCUGUCCAACUUCAGGGUCCUGAUCAAAUGUAAAGAUUUAUUUGCCAACGUCCCAAUUGGACUGAUUGAAUUUGUUGAGACCAGAGACAUUUUCCACAUCGCAAUAUAUUGUAAAGAUGCUACAGUUGUCAAGUGUUCGUUUGCCACAAAUGAAUUGUGCCAGGAUUGGUUUAAGCGCCUCAACGCAGUCAUCACAGCCCCAACACGAAUGGAAGAUCUUUUUGCGUUUGCAUUCCAUGCUUGGUGUGUGGAUCACUGCAACAGGGAACAGAACUCCUCCUGCUAUCAGUUAUGCGUGCAAAAUUCUCCAGUGGAAAGUUAUCAACUGCGAUUUGGUAAAGAGGUGAAACGGAUGAAUUUUGAUUUGAAGUCAGCAUGGAGGAUAUCUUACAUCAACGAAGAUUAUGAGAUUUGCCCUUCAUAUCCUGAAGUCCACAUCGUUCCUGCUAUUAUCACGGAUGAAGAAUUGAAAAAUGUUGCAAGUUUCCGAUCCAUGCGAAGGAUUCCGUCUGUGGUUUGGAGAGAUCAACGCAGUGGGGCAGUUAUUUCACGAAGCAGUCAACCGGAAAUUGGCUGGCUCGGCUGGAGAAAAACAGAAGAUGAAAAUUUACUGCAAGCCAUUGCCAUGGCUUGUGCACGAAACCCAGGCACCAACAGUAAGUUUCAAUCCCAAGCAGACAUUACUGAAAGCACAGAAGGCAUUGACAAAGAUGAGAUGACAAUGGGUAUAAGAGAGAAUUCCACCAAUGCUCUUGGUAUGUUGAUUAUCGAUGCUAGAUCGUACAGUGCAGCUAUUGCCAACCGAGCGAAGGGUGGUGGCUGUGAAUGUGCAGAAUAUUAUCCAAAUUGUGAGAUCCAGUUCAUGAACCUUGCCAAUAUACAUUCCAUCAGGAAAAGCUUCUGUGCCCUUAGGACUUUGUGUGGAUCAUCUCCUGAUCAAACAAACUGGCUGUCUGGGCUUGAAAAUACCAAGUGGCUUCACCAUAUUGCUAAUCUGCUGAAAGCUGCCUGUGUCGUUGCUAGUGCAAUCCACAAAGAAGGUCGACCAGUUUUGGUGCACUGCUCCGACGGCUGGGAUAGGACCCCUCAAAUCGUGGCCUUGGCAGAAUUGCUUUUGGAUCCAUACUACAGAACUUCCUAUGGAUUCUAUGUUCUCGUCGAAAGAGAAUGGCUACAGUUUGGCCACAAGUUUGCUGACCGGUGUGGUCAUGAUGUCAACAACGGUGAUUCCAAUGAACGUUGCCCGGUCUUCUUACAAUGGUUGGACUGUGUACACCAGAUAUAUCGUCAGUUCCCAUGUGCUUUUGAAUUCUCUGAAGCCUUUCUGAUAAAAUUAGUCCAGCAUACCUACUCCCGACUCUUUGGGACAUUCUUAUGCAAUAACGCCAAUGAGCGCAAGAAAGCCAAGUUGAAAACCAAAACAGCUUCUGUUUGGUCCCUCCUGUUGCCUGGCAACAAAAGGUUCACCAACUCCUUGUAUAACCCUUCAACAGAUCAGGUUCUCUAUCCAUCAUGCCAUGUUCUCAACCUAACACUAUGGACACACGUUUUUCUCUCCAACAAUUCCUUCUCCACCAGUUCAGACGACAUUGUCGGUGCAAACGCCAGUGACCAUUUCCUCGACGAGCAUAAAGUCGACCACAACAACUUGGGCAAGACGCGCUCCUACGACGACCUGGUCGGUGUGGAGCACCCAGCGUACUUCAGCAGAAGGCUGAGCGACCCGAACAUUGCCGUCGACAAUCACGAGCAGGCAAUGUUCCCAGCCAAAGAAUGCAGCAACAGCGUGUACAGUCUAAUAAACGUGAACAGCAAUCAUUUAUUGGAAGAAACCAGUGCGAGCCCUCCCCAGGAACUGUUCAACGGUAACCACUGCGCUUCGACGCCCGACAGCGAACCAGCGGAUAACAUUGAAGAGGGGAACACAGAAAUGGAGUAUCAGAUAAAAUUCGGAGAGGAACUUCUCAACGGUGACAUCUUGACAAACCUUACAAACAGUGAGGUAAACGGCAAUUCCUCGCUCCCUUCUUUUAUUACAUCUGUCAGCAGUAAACCACAUAGGACUUUGAACAAAUCUUCCCAGGUCUCCGUCAAUGAAACAUUUAGCAAUUCUAUAGCUCCCAUUGUAGAUGAACCUCUUAAUAAAUUAACUAAUUUCAGAAAUACCUGUACUGCUAAAACGUCAUCGUCAUCGUCGUCGAGCACAGCUAACUUGCCGGCCAAUGUUUACAUGAACGGCAACAUCGAGCACCAAAAUUCUAGUAGUAGUAGCAAUAGCAGCAGCAGCAGCAGCAGUAGUAGCAGUAGUAGUGAAGAAGACGACUAUAGCGCAAAAUGUAACGAGGAAAGGACUUUACAAAUUUACUCCAGUAUUAGUACAAGCACUAGUGAUAUUAGCGACUCCCGGAUAGACGCCAAUGGUGGCGACUCUUCUUCUUCUACGGCAGUGCCGCCGGCUGUCUCCCCGGCCGAGACUGAAUACCGGUCUAUCCCCCGCUCAUCUCUAAAGUUCAACUACUUGUUUGAAAGUAAAAUGAAUAUCUCCAAGACAAAAUCUUGUCCCAGCACACCAAAUAUACCCAUGGCACAGUGUCUGAAAAGAGCACUCACCCCCGUGACACCUGCUGCUGAAAGUAAGGUCCAACCAUUAUUGAAACAGUGUAGCACAGCCCAAAACCAGACAAGCUUUAAUGUAACAAGACACCUGGAUCCAGAUGGUUUGACCACCCACCCUGACACAGUUCAACAGAGAGUGAACGAGAUCCGUUCAGAUUAUCACCAAACAAUUGAAAUACAGAAGCGGCAUCUGGAGCAAUUAGCGACAUUAUAUCAAGCGUCGGCCUUCAACGGCACCGUUCGGCAAAUAUCCGAUAAAGAUGAACUCAGAUGUUGCUACGAGAUCCCUCUGCUGUCUUAUCUGGACGAUAAGGAAAAGGCAUCCCUGCCUGAAUCGUCUGGGAGUGGGGAGCCUCACUCGCUGGGACACUGCAGCAAUGCAGCUUCUGACGUCAGCUGGGAGCAUAUAGAUGAAAAGGACUCUAAAAUGACCCUUUGGGUGCCAGACCAUGCAGUGACCCACUGUGCUGGGUGUGAAGCUGCCUUCUGGUUUGUGAGGCGUAAACACCACUGUCGAAAUUGUGGUAAGGUGUUCUGUGGUAAAUGUGCCAACACUUACAUGCCAAUUCCUCACCAACAACUGCUAGAACCAGCCAGAGUCUGCCGCAGCUGUUUACCAAAGCUACAGAACUCCUUUCCAGAUAACUAUGGUUUUUUCGCAUUUGAACAGCCACUCGUAGCAGCUGCUGCAGCCGCUGGUGCAUCUUCUAAUUGAGCAGAUUGCAUCUUGAAAUGCGCACUC
This is a messenger RNA of Octopus sinensis (East Asian common octopus), 4005 nucleotides long. RefSeq names its product myotubularin-related protein 3. NCBI's taxonomy places the organism in Eukaryota, Metazoa, Mollusca, Cephalopoda, Octopoda, Octopodidae. The transcript is spliced from 17 exons. Bases 295 to 3978 code for a protein of 1227 amino acids. Gene Ontology annotation, molecular function: metal ion binding; protein phosphatase binding; phosphatidylinositol-3,5-bisphosphate 3-phosphatase activity. Gene Ontology annotation, biological process: dephosphorylation; regulation of autophagy. The record is from RefSeq and is a predicted model, not a curated record.